Messenger RNA from Moneuplotes crassus, 1466 nucleotides. Lineage: Eukaryota; Ciliophora; Spirotrichea; Euplotida; Euplotidae. The record is from the annotation of a GenBank genome assembly.
UAAACAUAUAAAUGGCCUCAUUUGAUAUGAAGGAAAUGCAAAACUUGCUGGAGUAUAGUUUCAGUAAGCUACAAGACUUUGGAACCCUAAGCUGUCUUGUUUGAGGUAUGCUACUAAGUAAGAACCUGGCUGACCCUGACAAAGCAAUCAGCAAAAUCAUGGAAAUGCAACAGUUGAGUGACAACAUUGCUUUACCCCCUGAUAAACAGAUUAUAAUGCAUAGUACCCAGACUUUGAAAAGCUUCACUCAAGAAAAUGAAAGUAUAAAGAUGCUUCUCGCUACUAAGUUUGAGAACUAUAUUAAGAUGAACCAGACUGCCUCCUUUCCAUAUGAGAGCACUGAGAAUAAUGAUCUGAAAAAGAAGAGAACACAGAAGGAAAUUGGAAAGAAUCAGCCUGACCUAAUCCAAGCCCAAGUUCUUGUUAAAAGUGAGCAUCCCCCAUUUGAUAAUUAUAAGAGAAAAGAUAGAGAGUUUGUUCAUGGGUUUACAAGACAGAUUGACAGAACUACAAACAAGUGCAGACUGGUAGCCCCUGGAUGCACUCUGAACUCAAGCUUCCCAGGUUCUGAUCCAGGCUGCUACUUCGAUGGUAAGGUCAACGUAAGCAAGCAAAAUAUCAAUGCUUGUUAUAAAAAUCCAAAGAAGUCUAAUGGUCUAAGUUAUAAAUAAGACCGAGCCCGUCGAGAAAGUCAUGAUUGAUAAAUAUCUUUCCUCCAAUGAAGGUACUAUUGAGGCCUCUGUGAAACCCAUUGUUACUAAGAGACCAAAGAGGAAGACCACUGAGAAGAAACGCAAAGGUAAAUCUAGCAAGAACAUGUGAGCCUUGUGUAAUCGUAAAAAGAAAGGUAAUAAACCCGCCAAGAGCUCUAACUGUAAGCACAGGUUCCAUAUUGAAUGCCUUAAGGAAUGUUUCGAACAUAAGUUUGGGAGAAAGAAAACUUCUCUAGAGUGACCACUUGAUGGAUGUCACAAGAGAUUAGACAUUAAAAAUCUUGAGCUAGAGGUUAAGAAGCUUGGUAAUAAUGACCAAGAGGAGUUCUCAAAAUUGUUUAGCUUUACUUAUCAGAAUCAAGAAAUAUCAGUACAGACAGACCCACCUAAUCUGGAUCUUCCCGACUUUCCAGAAUCCAAUACGUGUAAAAAUAAAAAGUCUGGGAAAUUGGCAAGCAAGGUAGAAGAAAUGUUGAAGGAGUUACCUAUGAAUGCUAAACCUUCACGAGGAUCCUCUCAGAACAGUCCUACUUACUCCAACUUUCCAAAGAGAGGAUGAUAUACCUGAAGCUACAAAGAUCAGGACCAAGAAAUUUGCACUAGGUCUGAAUGAAAGUGAAAACGAAGUAAGAUAACCAAGCAAAAAAGACCGGGUCAGAGAAACUCUGAUAAGUUCUCCAUUAUCUUAGACACUAAGGCUUUGAAGGGGCUGAAGAAUUAGGCUAAUUUAUGAGAAAUAUCUUUUCAAAAUAA